AGGCAACAUCCGCCACGCUGAGUGUUCUUUUGCGUACUCUUGUUACGUAGGUCAGUGGCUUACACACAGACAUCAUGGCGGACGUUUUGGAUCUUCACGAAGCGGGAGGCGAGGACUUUCCUAUGGAUGAGGAUGGUGAUGAAAGCAUCCACAAGCUAAAAGAGAAAGCCAAGAAAAGGAAGGGACGAGGAUUCGGUUCAGAGGAAGGAGCCAGGUCUAGAAUCAAAGAGGACUAUGACACCGUGGAACAAGAUGGAGACGAGCCAGGUCCUCAGAGAUCUGUAGAGGGCUGGAUCCUGUUUGUGACGGGUGUACACGAAGAGGCCACAGAGGAAGACAUCCACGACAAGUUUUCAGAGUUUGGUGAAAUUAAGAACCUGCAUCUCAACCUUGACCGCAGAACAGGUUAUCUCAAGGGUUAUGCUCUGGUGGAGUAUGAAACAUACAAGGAAGCCCAAGCAGCCAUGGAAGGGCUCAAUGGUCAAGACAUGAUGGGUCAGCCCAUCAGUGUGGAUUGAUUCGUCAGAGGGCCCCCCAAGAACAAGAGAAGGGCCGGUGGACGGAGGCGCAGCAGAAGUCCAGACAGGAGGCGGCGUUGAGUUUUCUGUGUACAGAAGAUGUGUCUGUUACUUUGACAGGCAGUUUAAAACCACCAUGUCUGCUCACAAGAAGCUAACAUCUUGAUUUUUGUACAAUAUUUUUGAGUAACAGUUGUUUGGCUUUUUUUUUCUUCAAACACUUAUGCAAGAAAUUUGACAUUUAAUUGUAUGGUUACUAAAUGAAUAAAUUGUCCAAGUGGCAGUUGGAAGUUGAUGUAAAUUGCUCAUGCAGCAGAUUGAUGUCCGUUCGGUUCUGCUACUAAAACUUGCUUAUACUUUUAACAACUUGAUGGUUUUCAUUCUUCCUCCAAAAUGUUGUUUUAGAUUGCUCAAUGUAACGUGCAUUUCAAUUGUGCUGGAGUGUUUUGUUUUAUAACACUGAGGAAAUUAAACAUUUUAAAGGUUAAAUAAGUGA
Molecule: messenger RNA, 1014 nt
Organism: Betta splendens (Siamese fighting fish)
Lineage: Eukaryota; Metazoa; Chordata; Actinopteri; Anabantiformes; Osphronemidae
Gene: rbm8a
Product: RNA binding motif protein 8A
Biological process (GO): RNA splicing
Cellular component (GO): cytoplasm; exon-exon junction complex; nucleus
Molecular function (GO): mRNA binding
Source: RefSeq, a predicted model, not a curated record